Messenger RNA from Brassica oleracea var. oleracea, 896 nucleotides. Its product is annotated as WUSCHEL-related homeobox 6. The record is from RefSeq and is a predicted model, not a curated record. Bases 1 to 825 code for a protein of 274 amino acids. Gene Ontology annotation, biological process: plant organ development. The transcript has 4 exons. Lineage: Eukaryota; Viridiplantae; Streptophyta; Magnoliopsida; Brassicales; Brassicaceae. Gene Ontology annotation, molecular function: DNA binding; DNA-binding transcription factor activity.
AUGGGCUACAUCUCCAACAACAACCUAAUCAACUAUUUGGCCUUCUCUACUACUAAACCUCAUCUUCUAUCACAAUGUCUCAAAAAUCGACAAAAUCAUCAUCAACACCUCAUUAACGGCUCAGAAAAUAACUCGGCGGCGGUUGCGUCGUCGAGAUGGAAUCCUACGCCGGAGCAGAUCACAGCGCUGGAAGAGAUAUACAGAAGGGGAACACGGACGCCUACGACAGAACAAAUCCAACAGAUAGCAUCUAAGCUCAGUAAGUAUGGCAGAAUCGAGGGCAAAAACGUUUUCUAUUGGUUUCAGAACCACAAGUCUAGAGAGAGACUUAAGCGACGCCGUUGUGAAGGAGAUAAUGAUAUUAACAGCGUUCAUGAACCACUUAAAGACGUCAAGGAUUCAUCAUCAGGUGGUUAUCGAGUUGAUCAGACAAAGAUCUAUGCAUCUUUUCCACACACAAACCAACAACCACAGAAUGAAUUAGUUCUGCCUAAUCUAAUCAAUAAUGAAGAUCACUGUAAGACUGAAGAAUCAGAAAGGGCAUCGGAUGCAGGCAAAGAAGCCAUGUGUGGAAAUCUUGUUGCUUCAUUCGUAAAUCAAGAACCAGGAGAGAUUAAUAUCGAAGAAGAUAGAUACAAUGUCAGGGGAGAAGUACAAGAAGAAGAAGAAGAGAAAACAAGGGAGAUCCGAACUUUAAAUCUCUUCCCGGUACUGGAGAACCAAGAGAAAACCGACUGGUUUGCAGAGAAGAAGAAAGCAAAUGCAAACCGAAUGUGUUACAACUAUCGUUACUACUAUGAGUUCAUGCCUUUGAAGAAGAACUAAACCAGAGCACAUGUGUUAGUAAUAAAUUAGAUAAUGGAUUUAGUGAAGUAUUUUUUUGUUGUUUGUCGAGA